Armigeres subalbatus is the source of this 3791-nucleotide messenger RNA. RefSeq names its product ER degradation-enhancing alpha-mannosidase-like protein 3 (gene Edem2). NCBI's taxonomy places the organism in Eukaryota, Metazoa, Arthropoda, Insecta, Diptera, Culicidae. Gene Ontology annotation, cellular component: endoplasmic reticulum; membrane. The transcript has 12 exons. Gene Ontology annotation, molecular function: calcium ion binding; mannosyl-oligosaccharide 1,2-alpha-mannosidase activity. Gene Ontology annotation, biological process: carbohydrate metabolic process; endoplasmic reticulum mannose trimming; mannose trimming involved in glycoprotein ERAD pathway. Bases 508 to 2928 code for a protein of 806 amino acids. The record is from RefSeq and is a predicted model, not a curated record.
GAAGUCGCCAACGACGAAGGCAUCAAAAAGAACGGAAGAAAAUACGCGCAAGGGAAAAGUGAAGGCUGAAAGAAAAACUAGGUGGCUGCUGCACAAAAGUUUUCCUUCACCCUUUUCCCGCAGUUUAUUGUGUCGGAUAAAACCUCAAAAAUAACGGAACAGUGUUCGGGGUCUUCGUGCGGAAAUGACUUGCAUUCGCAGUGGAUUGUUGGACUCUAUCAGCUCGCGGUCCUGAUGGUGCGCGGCUCAAAGCAGAAGAAAAAAAUCAGCAGCUCCAGGAAGCUGCCCCGAACGGAGCAAAUUUAGUGGCAAGACAACAACAAAAUCGCAGGUUGCUAAGUGUUUCGUCCUCGAAUGAAGUCGUCGUCGAGAAUACCGGAAGAAGUGUGGUGAUUCGCUGGAAGAUUGGACGAUUUGUUGGUGAUUUUCCGAAGGUCGUUUUGUGAAAGUGCUAAGUGUGUUGGAAGAGGAGGGAGGGGGUUUGCUUUUUAGAUAGUCUCGUUUAGAAUGCGGACAUUGGGCGGGUUCUGCUGCUUCCUGCUGCAGUAUGUGGCCGUGUCAGUGGUGGUGUUGUCCAACGGCUGUGCUGCCACAACGGACCAUAUUCCGUCCGUUCCGACGCACAAUAUGUCGCACAAAGAGCGGAAUGAGCUGAAGGAAGAAGCAAGAGACAUGUUCUACCAUGCCUAUGAGGCCUACAUGGAAAAGGCUUAUCCCGCCGAUGAGUUGAUGCCUCUGAGCUGCACCGGGAGAUACCGAGGAGUUACCCCGUCUCGAGGAGAUUUGGACGACGUUCUGGGCAACUUUUCGAUGACGCUCGUUGACACAUUGGACACCCUUGUAAUUCUUGGCGAUUUGGAGGAAUUUGAGCGAGCGGUAAAACUGGUUAUUAAGGACGUAAAAUUUGACAACGACAUCGUCGUGUCCGUGUUUGAAACCAACAUCAGAAUGGUUGGCGGUCUAUUGUCGGCACAUAUCUUGGCAGAAUAUGUUCAAAAGCAAGCUGACGUAAUGCUGUGGUACCGUGGUGAGCUGCUCGAAAUGGCAAAGGAUCUGGGCUAUCGAUUACUGCCAGCGUUCAACACAUCGACUGGAAUUCCACACGCAAGGGUCAAUCUAAAACAUGGAAUGAAAGUGGAAAGUUUGCGUCACUCUCGAGAAACAUGCACGGCGUGUGCUGGUACGAUUCUGCUGGAAUUUGCCGCCCUGUCUAGGUUGAGUGGCGAACCCAUUUUUGAGGCCAAAGCUCACGCAGCUAUGGAUGCCCUAUGGAAAAUGCGUCAUCGGAGCUCUGACCUGAUGGGAACGGUUUUAAAUGUCCAUUCCGGGGACUGGAUCCGGCGCGAAUCGGGUGUCGGUGCCGGUAUAGAUUCCUACUACGAGUACUGCCUUAAGUCUUACAUUCUGCUGGGUGAUGAGCGCUACUUGGCGCGCUUUAACCGGCACUACAAUGCCAUUAUGAAGUACAUCAGCCAGGGUCCGAUGCUCUUGGAUGUGCAGAUGCAUCGCCCGCACACCAAAACGAGAAACUUCAUGGAUGCUCUGCUGGCCUUCUGGCCGGGAUUGCAGGUGCUGUCCGGUGAUUUGAAACCAGCCGUGCAGACACACGAAAUGUUGUACCAAGUGAUGCAAAUGCACACCUUCAUUCCCGAAGCAUUUACCUACGACUUCCAGGUCCACUGGGGACAACACCACCUACGACCGGAGUUUAUUGAAUCCACAUAUUUCCUAUACCGCGCAACUGGAGAUCAUUAUUAUCUACAGGUCGGUAAGAAGGCGCUAAAAGCGCUGCAGAAACACGCCAAAGUUCCUUGCGGGUAUGCCGCAGUCAAUGACGUUCGUACGGGUAAGCACGAGGACCGAAUGGAUUCCUAUGUGCUGUCGGAGACAUUUAAAUAUUUGUACCUGCUGUUUUCCGAUCCUUCCGAUUUGUUGCUAAAUAUCGAAAACUUCAUCUUCACAACCGAGGCCCAUCUACUGCCACUGACGUUGGGUCAACUGGGCAAUCAUACUUUCAACAUCAAAGAACACGAAGAGGGCAACAUGCUCGACUUUAUGCGGUCCUGCCCGAGUCCGAACAAGUUAUUUCCUGAAACGGUUAGACGUCCCCUUAGAGACCUGGUUACGGGAGUCUGCCCGCGCAUAUCGAGUGCCAAAAGACUUAGAGCGGCUGACUUUCAGGCAAGCAAUGCAGAUCAUCUACGGACAGUUUAUGACAUGGGUAUUACGAUGGUUUCUCUAGGCGAGGGAAAGGUGCAGCUGCUUCAUAGUUUCUACAAUGCCAAGUCACCCGAGGAUGCAGAGCGUGGGCUAAUAUUCAUGCAGGAAAUGGUGGAACUCUCCAAGUCCAACGCGAUUCCGAAAACGCAAUUACAAGAGGUAUCAUUCCAGCGCGGAGGCGAGGAGCUACAGGUGCUAAAGGCGGGUCCGAGCCAUUUUGGUCCGGAACUGACGGGGGACAUGUCACUUUCUCAAAGAGCGGUCUUUGCUACUCCGUCCAAAGUUUGCAAUAGCCUUCGAAAUGGCAAUGAACUCAAGGGAAAAAUUGCUAUCCUUGAACGCGGUGAUUGCACAUUUGUGGACAAAGCUCGAAGGGUUCAAACAGCUGGUUCGGUAGCUGCCAUUGUCUACGACAACAUGCCAAAUACGUCGAUCGACAAUCAACAGAUGUUUGCCAUGUCUGGUGAUGGGCGGGACGACGUUAAAAUACCGGUGGUGUUCCUGUUCACCAAGGAAGCGGAAGUAUUGCUCGCUGCCAUCAGAGCGGAUCCCAGCCUCGAGAUUACGCUGAGGGCGGUGAAGGAGCUGGGUGACCUACAGUCCUCCGAGGCGGCCAACAUGGACACGAAAGCACAUUCACAAACCAAGACUGAUUCAGCCCGGACCUCCAGCAGUAGUAGCAGUGAAAUGAAAUCAAACAAGCCAUAAUAGUAAGUGUGCGGCAUUCGCCGAGUGCUAUGGGCAAUAAAAUCCGUGUAGGUAACAUUUACGAUAACGAAACAAAUUGGCAUUAGCGAAAAUGUUGAUGAGACAGUGUAAAAAAGUGUGUAAAUUUUCCAUUUAGCUAACACUGCGCGCGAAUGAGACAACUCAAGAAAAAAGAGAUAAAAGAAUACGCGUUUAGUUUAAGUCGUGCAUUUUUUUUUCAAAGUGAUACAUUUGUUGACGAGAAGUAUAAAGUGUAAUGUGAUGCAGUUUAAAUGUUGAGCAGUACUGUGAGUAGUUAAGACUAGUGUAAAUUUUAGCAUAAGUUAGGUUAAAACAAUAAAACAAACGUGGAAGAAUGGCAGCAGGUUGUUAUGCAGUUAACUGAAAGGAAGAUGUUAGUAACAUAUCAGAAGGAUAAACAAUUGUUGAGAAUGAAACGGAUUGGUCGAGCUAAGGUGUUCCGAAUCGGUGCUAAUCAAAAAUAUGUUUCCUGCAAAAAGAAGCAUGAAUCGUAAUGUACAUAAUUUUUCCGAUUUUAUGAUUGCAUGAAGCUGAUAAUAGAACCACUGACGAAGAUCCAAGAUACAUCAGUUUUCUACUAAUCAUCUGAUGAACUGCAGUUAUUUGCAUGUACAUAGCACAGAAAUGAUCCUGUUAUUUUUUUUUUGAUAGAGAAGUCAUUUCCAAAAGCAUCAGCAGCAUUCGCUAGUUAGUCACAAUCAAGAUGCAAUAUGAUAAAGAAUUUAUCCAAAACCUUAUAGCGAAGACUAGUUGUGAAUAAAAAGAUAUAAUUGCCUACUAAAGUAAGUGAUUUCUUAUAUCAUUGUUCUAAUUUUGUAAAUACAAACGAAUGUUUUAUGAUA